Molecule: messenger RNA, 1743 nt
Organism: Lachancea lanzarotensis
Lineage: Eukaryota; Fungi; Ascomycota; Saccharomycetes; Saccharomycetales; Saccharomycetaceae
Gene: CBP2
Product: LALA0S21e00254g1_1
Exons: 1
Coding region: 1-1743 (580 amino acids)
Source: RefSeq, a predicted model, not a curated record
AUGAGUAAGACCCAGCUGCCGUACUGGACAUCCCAGUUGAGAUUAGCAUAUAGAAACUCGUCACGACAACGAAGAUUCACUUACAAGCAAAACGUGGUCAGACUCGAGCGAGAACGAGCUGAUGAGCUCUACAACGUGGAAAAUGAGCCCGCGCAGCAUAAGACGAUGAUAUUGCCCGCCAGGCUUGAUAGCAUGCCAGUUGCACACUUGCAAGCUGUUUUGUGGGAAGAUAUCGUUCAAAAACAACCUGUGGAACUGCAAUUUGAACUGCCCCACGCCCAUCAUUUACAAGGUCAAGCCAUUAACAACUGGGCAUCCAUAAGAAGUUUCUUCAAAAAUCGAAUUGCAUCAGUUUACUCUAAGCCAGAAGCUGAAGGAAUUUAUUUGAAGGAUGACAUGAAGUGGGAUCGGAUUUUAAAAAUUACAACCUCUCAAGGCGCACAUAUCGAGGUUCUGUGGCCGCCUUUGGAGUCUUCCCUAGCGUGCAGGGCCAUUGGCGUCUUUGAUAGUGAAAUGUACGAUAAAUUCAAACAUCAUACUGUUGCUCACCCAGUGACGGGCGAAAAUUUGCGAAUUUUGAAGAUCCCAACUGCUUCUGGUGUCAAUACGAAUUUCGUGGCAUUGGCCCCACAACUCGAUCGGUCCAAGUGUGAACCAGUCGCACACCUACUCGGUGCGGCAGCUGUGAUUCCAUCACGUCGUUGUAGCUCCGUGGAGAUCGAGAAAGUCAAAAAAUUAUGUGUGAAUGAGGAUCAUGUUGAAAUGAGCAAGAAAACUCGCCAUAUUUCGUUCAUACCCGCCGAGGGCUUUGAGAGUGAUUUGAAAAGCACGUCGAGAAUAUUCAGAGCUCUCGAAACGGGCUCCUUUUUCAUAUCAGAAUCUAUGAAGAGAAGCAUGUGUUCAGCCGAUAUUCUGCGGGCGACGAUUCUUUCAAACAGUAUUACGGAAAAACAGCUCAAAGCAGAGUACUGCAAGAUUUCUGUUCUCUACAGCAUCUUCGAAAAUUUUCGAAGGAUUCAAAGGCGACUGCGGAACGAUGAAGUCGGUUCGAAAUCGCUACCUUUGAUGCCUUGGGACGUCAAUAUUCUGAAAGACUUGCACGAAUUAAACGAAAGUUAUCUUGACAAGGAUGUUAAUGAGCUUGUAAAGGGGAAAGGUCGCUUCGACAAUUUUCUAUCUCGUCUCAAUACCUACAAUGUUAUCCUCAACGCAGAAUUGCGAAGCGCAGCCAAGGGCACCUCAAAGAUUAGUGUCGAACGCCAGUAUCUCAUGACUCAGGUUUUGGGUACCCUCUUGUCGAAAUGUUGUGUUAUAAAGGACAUCUACCCCAAUCUGUUUUUUGAAAUUGGGCGAUUUACGAACCAUUUGGACGCUGUAACUUCCAUCAGCCAGGAUGCGGACGCUUCUGAAACGGGAAAACGAAUCGUAGAGACGAUUCAGGCCAUCCUAGACUUCGAAACGAAAAUCCUGGGACCGGACGGUACAUCACGAGGCCAUAAACUGGUUUUGCUAGUCCCACAAACUCUACCGCCCGAUAUUGCGCGCUUGUACCAAUUCAGCACAAGACUUGAACUUCAGAUAACAACUUCAUUGGAUGCUGUUCGGAAAGUGCGUAAUACAGAAUGCAUUUUGAAGAAGAGUAUUGAUUACGACACGAACAUUUACUUGUAUGAAAAGAAGCGGGUAGACCUCAACGUCAACGAGCUACUCGAAAGUCUGGCAAAGGAUGCCGGAUCGUCAUGA